Ilex paraguariensis (yerba mate) is the source of this 1293-nucleotide messenger RNA. Lineage: Eukaryota; Viridiplantae; Streptophyta; Magnoliopsida; Aquifoliales; Aquifoliaceae. The record is from the annotation of a GenBank genome assembly.
AUGCCCCAGAAACUUGCUGGUGCAAUUGGCCCCACGGACUGGAAUGAAGCUCUGGAUGUUAUUGUUAGUGGUUCUCCUGAGCAGGUUUGCCUUUUGCCUAAUGUUGUUUGUUUGACUAUUCGCAUAUUGGAAUCAUAUCCUGAUCUUACUGACAAACGUGAUGAAAAUGGUAUGACUGUUUUGAGUUUGUUGGCUACAAAAUCAUUUUAUUUCAGAAGCAAGUCAGCGUAUGUGUUGAAGGACUUGAGCAGGACACCCUUCGUUCUUUUGCAGAUGCUUGAAGUUGUGGUAUAUAAGUUAAUAAAAACAAGGAUUGACGAGAAAGUUUCAGAGUCACAAGUGGCUGGUGAUGUAGAGGAUCCAGCAUCUGAUAACAGAGUUGGUUACUGGUUUUUCGGAAAAAUUUAUGAUGCAAAGCAGAAACAUGAAGUUGUCAUAAAGCUGGCACAGAAAUUGACAGAAAAAGAACAUUGGAGUCAUUACAUUUACUGUGAAAAUAUAGAUUCUGCAGUCAGCUCAUUUGGGAUUUCUUCAAGGAAGAAGAAUAAAGUACCCAACCCGCUCAUACAGGCAACAACGUUUGGCAUUCUUGAGUUGGUAAUGGCGAUCCUCCAGAAAUAUCCCUUGGCUGCAGAAUCCUUUGACGAGAAUGGAAGGAAUAUAUUGCAUAUAGCGAGCGUAAAGCGCGACUCUUAUCCACACUUACAUCACCUUCGAAAUAUGGAUGGAAAGACAGCAGAGGAACUAUUUGAAGAAAAUCACUCAUCUCUUCGAGACGAAGCAGAGAAAGCUGCAAAACACGUGAGUGCUAACUUAAUUAUCGCUGCCACCCUCAUAUGCACAAUUAUUUUCGCAGCACUUUUCACUGUCCCAGGUGGCUUCAAUCAGAAUACCGGGGACCCCAUGCUCCUCUUUGAUCAUCGACAGGAAAUGCAGUUCUUCAUGGCUUACAUAGGGUUAGCUUUGUUCUUUGCCUUUCUUUCUUUGACAACCCUCCUUCUAACACAAGUAUCGCGGUUCAACACUAAUGAUUUUCACAUUGCAUUUCCAGUAAAAGCCAUAGUAUCCACCCUCACCAUUAUUUACUCCACCGGCUUGACAGCCACCGCUUAUUUGCAAGGCUAUAUACUUGAAAGCCACCCGGGGACCUUCAUAGCCACCUUUGUGAUCUUUUUCAUGUUCGUUGUUUGGUUUGUGUUUGCCCUUGUAAUGGUAGACACCACGUUCUCAAUUUUCGAUUACAUGUACUAUGCACUUCUCCAUUUGAUUGCUUAUAAAAGUCGGGGCAUAUAG